CAAAUAAGACGAUUGUGGAUUCUAGAUCGGCUGAGGACCCAGCGCAUUGGCAAAAAGAGAUUUGGAACCGAGAAGCUUUUCCAAAUCCCUUUCGCCAUGCUUAACUUCCUUUCUAUUUAUACAGCGAUGGGAUAACGCAGUCGCUUAUUAAACUAUCAAUGGAAUUGGAUGCAAAGAACCGAUAACUCAACUGGAUUUGUUUUUUAUUUCUUGGGACGGCCGGGAUGACUUGAUAAUAACGAUAGGUGCUGCAACGUGGCAUCGCAACAUCUCGGCUCGUCUAAUUCCUCAACGGGCGUGGGAUCUUCUUUCAUCAGACACGUCAAAACUCGUCACAACGUUUCACUGUUACUUGAUAGAUUACUGGACGAUUACAAUCACCACUUGAGACCUGACAUAGGAGGACCCCCAACUAUAGUAGAUGUCGACAUUAUGGUGAGGAGUAUGGGACCCGUUUCAGAAGCCGACAUGGUAGCGUAAAACCACCGCAAUUAUUAAAUUAUUGAAAAAGAAAAGCAAUGAUUUCCGACAAUCCGACAAUGGUUAGACAUUUUCUCUCGACUGCUACUUCCGCCAAACGUGGAAGGAUACUCGACUGGCGCACCAACAAGUCUCCAACGCCGAUGCCGAGCUGUCGCUAAGCGUGUCGAUGCUUGACCGUAUCUGGAAGCCGGACACUUACUUUUACAAUGGCAAAAACUCGUACUUGCACACAAUCACAACUCCAAACAAAUUGGUUCGGCUCUUUCCAGACGGCAGGAUUCUCUACUCUUCAAGAUUGACGAUAAAGGCUAGUUGUCCAAUGGAAUUACGUAAAUUCCCAAUGGACGUCCAAUUAUGCCCGUUAAGCAUGGGAAGCUUUGCCUACACUCAAUCGGAUGCAAUUUACCGCUGGAACCAAGAUCGUCAGAUCGUGAUCGCGUCCGGCAUGAAAAUGUCCCAGUUUGACCUAGUUUCCACGCCCGUUUCAAACUACACCAUCAGAUUCAAACACGGCAAUCAUUCAAUGAUUUCUGUGCGCUUCCACCUCCAUCGCCACAUGGGAAGUUUUCUAAUUCAAGUGUACGGACCCUGCAUCCUGCUCGUCGUUCUAUCCUGGGUUUCGUUCUGGCUAAAUCGAGAAGCAACGGCCGAUCGUGUCAGUCUCGGUGUCACUACUAUUUUGACAAUGACUUUCCUGGUAUUAGAAGCGAGAGCCAAUCUACCAAAAGUGACCUAUCCUACGGCUCUGGAUCACUUCUUUUUUCUAUCAUUUGGGUUCAUAUUCGCAACCAUUAUUCAGUUCGCCUUUGUUCAUUACUUCACUAAAUACGGCUUCGGAGAACUCUACUUUUCUCAAAUGGCUACCGACGACGAUGACGACGAGCAACUGGAUAAUUCUGACGAAGUUUUCCCUGCAACACCGCCUACUCCAUCGCCCGUAGUAGCUCGAAAGACUAAACAGGUGCAUCCAAGAGAGGUAUUCAGUGUGGAAAGCCACCUACGCAGUAUUAAAGAAGAAGAGACGGCCGUUGUGCAGAUCCAGCCAGAUGAAUGUUCUACUCCAUCCCAACGACCCGGAAGGAGAAAUCAAAGAAGGACUCAGCAGUGGGACGGCAGGGCGAUGAAUUCCGUCUCCAAAAUAGAUCAAAUUUCCCGCAUUUUCUUCCCUGCUCUUUUCAUAGCCAUAAAUUUGUUCUACUGGUACACCUACGCCACGCCAGCUUCAGAGUAA
This is a messenger RNA of Daphnia carinata, 1714 nucleotides long. Its product is annotated as gamma-aminobutyric acid receptor alpha-like. The record is from RefSeq and is a predicted model, not a curated record. The coding region runs from base 650 to 1714 and encodes 354 amino acids. Lineage: Eukaryota; Metazoa; Arthropoda; Branchiopoda; Diplostraca; Daphniidae. Gene Ontology annotation, cellular component: neuron projection; synapse; membrane. The transcript is spliced from 9 exons. Gene Ontology annotation, molecular function: neurotransmitter receptor activity; GABA-A receptor activity; extracellular ligand-gated monoatomic ion channel activity. Gene Ontology annotation, biological process: chemical synaptic transmission; regulation of membrane potential; monoatomic ion transmembrane transport.